Messenger RNA from Babesia microti strain RI, 420 nucleotides. RefSeq names its product conserved Plasmodium protein, unknown function. The record is from RefSeq and is a predicted model, not a curated record. Lineage: Eukaryota; Apicomplexa; Aconoidasida; Piroplasmida; Babesiidae. Bases 1 to 420 code for a protein of 139 amino acids. The transcript has 2 exons.
AUGUUUGGACACUUUUCCAAAGAUGUUGCUCCUACGCAAGUGAUGGACACUCCAUUUUGCCGACUUAUGUUGCAUCACUAUGGACUAUGGAAUUACUUAGAUCAAUCGCAUAAGAACUACACCAAUACAAUUGACGAUAAUGCUAUUAAUGAUGGAAUACUGGGACAUUGCAAACUACAAAUUCACUCUAAUAUGCACAAGAACGACCCUUGUUACAAUAUCCAACUUAAGGAGUACCAGUGUGUUGCCGAUUCACAGUCACAGGAAGAUUCCGCUAAAAAGUGUGUAAAAUGGUACAAUGAGUGGAUACAGUGCAAGUGGGAUCAUGAAAAGAUGAUUCGGGGAUACAAUUACAUAGAGCCCAGACCUGAAAGGAAGCACAAGGCAUAUAUCGCCGCGCCCAAUUACCAGUAUUCAUAG